This is a messenger RNA of Sphenostylis stenocarpa, 1200 nucleotides long. NCBI's taxonomy places the organism in Eukaryota, Viridiplantae, Streptophyta, Magnoliopsida, Fabales, Fabaceae. The record is from the annotation of a GenBank genome assembly.
AUGGAAGAGCCUAUCGUGUUGAACAAAGGUGAGGAGCCUCUAGAUUUGCCUCCAGGUUUCAGGUUUCACCCCACAGAUGAGGAGAUAAUUACUUAUUAUCUCACCGAGAAGGUGAAGAACAGUAGUUUCAAUGCGAUUGCUAUUGGAGAGGCUGAUUUGAAUAAGUGUGAACCUUGGGAUUUACCAAAGAAAGCCAAGAUAGGAGAGAAAGAGUGGUACUUCUUCUGCCAAAAGGAUAGAAAGUAUCCAACCGGCAUGAGAACCAAUAGAGCAACAGAAUCUGGGUACUGGAAGGCCACUGGAAAAGAUAAGGAGAUUUUCAAAGGGAAAGGCAACCUUGUUGGGAUGAAGAAGACCCUUGUGUUCUAUAGAGGGAGAGCUCCAAAGGGGGAGAAAACCAAUUGGGUCAUGCAUGAAUUCAGAUUGGAGGGCAAAUUUGCAAGUUACAACCUUCCUAAGGCAGCAAAGGACGAAUGGGUUGUUUCAAGGGUUUUUCACAAGAACACAGAUGUCAAAAAGUCCUCAAUACCUGGCCUUUUGAGGAUAAACUCUAUUGGGGAUGAUCUUCUUGAUUAUUCUUCACUCCCACCUCUCAUGGAUCCUCCUUACGGAAACACCAACACCACUAACCCACUUUCAUCAACUAAAUCACAAUCAUCGGAGGGCUAUUAUCUUCCCAGUUUCUCCAUCAACAACCACCACCAGCUUCUCAUCAAACCAGAAGACCACCACAGAAACUAUGAGAUUCCCACAAUUAGCUACACCUCCAACCAAGCCAAUAUCAGCAACAACGUUAACCCGAUUGGAAACAACACACUCUCACAGCCCUCAAACAUGUUCUCUGAUUACUAUGUGCACCAAAACAGGAUCAAAAGUUCCAUCAUGCCAAGUAUCGCCGGUUCGGGUUUCAGUAGCAACAACAACAUUAACAACCACGAUCAAGCUAUUCUUAGAGCAUUUGCAGCCAAGAACAACGACCACUUAGGUGGAAUAUUGGACAAACAGUGCAAGAUGGAGCAAUUCUCUUCUAACCACUCACAAGACACAGGCUUAAGCAACGACAGAAACACUGAAACAUCCUCGGUGGUUUCGAAGCAAGACAAUAUGGGAAGAAAUAGGGCAUUGUACGAGGAUCUUGAAGGUCCUUCUUCAGUUGCACCGCUCUCAGAUUUGGAAUGCCUGCAGUGGGAUGACUUCUGA